This is a messenger RNA of Verticillium alfalfae VaMs.102, 1791 nucleotides long. Its product is annotated as scd2/ral3. Gene Ontology annotation, biological process: conjugation with cellular fusion. Gene Ontology annotation, molecular function: phosphatidylinositol binding; protein binding. The transcript is spliced from 4 exons. The coding region runs from base 1 to 1791 and encodes 596 amino acids. Gene Ontology annotation, cellular component: mating projection tip. Lineage: Eukaryota; Fungi; Ascomycota; Sordariomycetes; Glomerellales; Plectosphaerellaceae. The record is from RefSeq and is a predicted model, not a curated record.
AUGAAGGCUUUACGCAGAUCGAUCAAAGGCGAGAAGGAUAACUCAAAAGUUUCCAUCGCCCCGAAAUCCGCCAUCGCCAUCGUGCCACCGAAAAAGGUCAUUCGAGCGCUGUACGAUUACGAGGCGCAGUCUGAACAAGAACUCAGCUUUUCGCGCGGAGACUUCUUCCACGUUAUUGGAAAGGAAAAUGACCCCGACUGGUACGAGGCCUGCAACCCCGCACUUCCAGAUGCUCGUGGCCUUGUCCCGGUGGCUUUCUUCCAGGCCCUCGGCCGCACCGAACGUGACAGCGCUCAGUCCGACGGAAGCAACCCGCCGCAAGCUCCGCCCUCCCGAGCACCUGAGCAUGACUCGGGGUACGCUGAAGCCAACAACCACGGAGGAGGACCUAUCUCUCCACCUAGCGGUCCCAUGCCUGGCGCGAUUACUCAGCGCACUUCUCGAUCUGGGAGCAAGUCGGGCGCAAUGGUGUACGGUAUUGUCAUGUACGACUUCCAAGCUGAGCGUGCAGAUGAACUGGAGGCGAAACAGGGCGAGGCUAUUAUUGUCAUCGCCCAGUCCAACCCGGAGUGGUUUGUCGCCAAGCCCAUAGGGAGGCUUGGAGGGCCUGGCUUGAUCCCGGUCUCGUUCAUUGAGAUUCGAGACAUGGCCACCAACCAGGCAGUGAGCAACCCAGCAGAAGCCAUCAAGAAGGCUGGUGUGCCUAAGGUGGAGGAGUGGAAGAAGAUGGCCGCCGAAUACAAGAACAGCAGCAUUACCCUUGGUAAAUUUGAGGGAGCCGGUCAGCCGGUUGGUCAGGGCUUGGAGCAAGGUAUGGAGCGUAUGAGCCUCCAGCAGCAAGGGCGUAUGAGCAGCCAGAACAGCGCCAACCACCAGGUCCGCGCCUCGCAACAAGGUGCCGUUCAAAACUCGUAUGCUGCAAAGCCCGUCUCGCAGAUGUAUGCGCCCAUCUCGGCCCGCAUUCCCAGGUACUGCUUCGCCGAAGAAAAGUAUUGGUUUGUCAUUGAGGCGGUUCUCGAGGACGGACGUCAUUGGGAGUUGUCGCGUUAUUAUGAGGACUUCUACGACUUCCAAAUCGCCCUCUUGACCGAAUUUCCAGCCGAAGCUGGCAACACUGGCACGCAGAAGCGCACCCUGCCUUACAUGCCCGGUCCCGUCAACUACGUGACAGACGCUAUCACGGAGGGCCGACUGCACAAUCUUGAUGCCUAUGUCAAGAACCUACUCGCACAGCCACCUUACAUUGCUCGAUGCAUGCUGGUGAAGCAAUUCUUCGCCCCCCGCGAGGGUGAUUACGAAAUCGACCCCAACUCGACAGGUGAAGAGUACAGGCUGUCAGGCGCCUCUCAACAGUCAUCAACAGACUCUCCCGCGGAUGGUGCCUCGCGGCAGUCUUCCAGGAACAACCUGAGCGGCGGAGGCUACUCAGGCCUGUCUGCAGCACCGCAACGAUCAAACAGCAACCAGCCCGGUAUGACGCGUCAGACAUCCUCACUCUCCCAAGGACCCCAGCCGUCACCUUCCCCCGGCAUCAACCAGAGCGUUUCCGCAAUGAAAGUCAAGCUGUGCUUCAACGGUGACCUCAUCGCCAUCCGCGUCCCCACCGACAUCCAAUUCCAGCAGUUAUACGAAAAGAUCUGCGAUCGAUUGAAGAUUCCUAUGAACGAAUCUGUCCAACUGUCGUAUAAGGACGAGCGCACAGGAGACAAGCCGAGUCUUAUGAGCAACAAUGACCUCGACGUCGCCCUGCAAAGGAACGACAAGCUUCUGCUUUAUGUCGAUCAGGUCUAG